Molecule: messenger RNA, 2095 nt
Organism: Trichomycterus rosablanca
Lineage: Eukaryota; Metazoa; Chordata; Actinopteri; Siluriformes; Trichomycteridae
Exons: 3
Coding region: 56-790 (244 amino acids)
Source: RefSeq, a predicted model, not a curated record
AGAGAGUUCAUCACUUCACUUCUGCACCCGGAGAAGCAACAAGCGAGAGAGAGAGAUGGAAAUCCAAAGAGAAUCCUUACAGACGCCCGAGAACGACGGCAUGGACCCCAUCACCAGCCUCGUCGACGGAAUCAUGGAGCAGAUCCAGGACUCACCGGGGAGCACCAACGUCCCCCUGUCACAAAAUGUGCAUGGGAAGGUUGGGGGCAUUGACUCCUGCACCAGCGUCACAUCAAAGGAGCUUAAUGUGGUCUCCACUCUGUUGACCGACUCCAUCCUGGAGGAGAUCAAGGCCACCAACGUCCCCCUGUCCAAAAACGUGGACAAGAAGGUCGGGGGCAUUGAGUCCAUCACCAGCAUCACAUCAGAGGAGCUUAAUGUGGUCUCCACUCUGCUGACCGACUCCGUCCUGGAGGAGAUCAAGGCCACCAGCGUUCCCCUGUCCCAAAAUGUGGACGAGAAGGUCGGGGGCAUUGAGUCCAUCACCAGCAUCACAUCAGAGGAGCUUAAUGUGGUUUCUUCUCAGCUGACCGACUACGUCCUGGACGAGAUCAAGGCCACUUUCGGUCAAAAGGAGGAGAAUCAGAAAUCCACCACGACUGGCCGGAUCCCGAUCAUCUUCAAAAUCACUGUUAAGAAGCUACCUGCUAAAGCUCCAGCUAAAGAACCAUCCUGCACCGCAGACAAGAUGAAGAAGAAGAAGGACCAGAUCCUGGGAUUCUUCAGCAGAUCCUGGAAGACCAUGAAGAGGAUCUUCACCAGAAGAUCGAACCGAGUUUCUCCAGCCUAAUUUCCCCACAAUCCCCCAAAUUAUAUUCCCUCCUCAGCUAGAUAGCACGUUCUCACAGAAUUCUCCCUGCAAGAUCAUUUUGGUGAGGAGCAGAAGACUCUGCAGAACUCAAACCAGCUUUUCCACCUUCAGGACGUCAGCUUUUAUCAACAUGAAGAUGCUGUUUCCUUUACCAUCCGCCUGGCACUGCUGCGUUCCGCCCCACGUUGGUCCCUCCAGACUUGGAUUGGUCCAUCUUGUUCCAUUCUCCUCUUGCUUCUUGGCUGAGAGCUUCGUAGCUGAGAGCUCUGCCGUACCGGAAUGUUCUCCGGUGAUCUUAGGGUCGGGGACUCUUAACGUUCCACAGUCUUUGCUGCCACCUUAGAAUACUCUGUGCAGGAUAUGAUCGCUGUUCCACAGACUUUGGUUCCAUCUUGGUACCAGAAGUCCUCAUGAUACCAGAGUCUGUGGUUCCUGGUGUAUCUGAGAACUUUUGGUUGCUCGUGAUGGUGGUUUUGGAUUUCUGAAGGAAUUCUGGGACUGUGUGAGCUGAGCUUUAUCUUGAGAGAUGUUGGGCUCCUCCAGUUUCAGGAUUCUGGAUUCAACACCUUAAGUGUUGGAUUUCUGAAGGAAUUUUGGGACUUUGUGAGCUGAGCUUCAUCUUCUUAGAUGUUAGGCUCCUCCAGUACCAGGAUUCUGGCUUCAACACCUUAAUUGUUGGAUUUCUGAAGGAAUUCUGGGACUGUGUGAGCUGAGCUUCAUCUUCUUAGAUGUUGGGCCCCUCCAGUACCAGGAUUCUGGAUUCAACACCUUAAGUGUUGGAUUUCUGAAGGAAUUUUGGGACUUUGUGAGCUGAGCUUCAUCUUCUUAGAUGUUAGGCUCCUCCAGUACCAGGAUUCUGGAUUCAACACCUUAAGUGUUGGAUUUCUGAAGGAAUUCUGGGAUUGUCUGAGCUGAGCUUCAUCUUGAGAGAGUUAGGCUCCUCCAGUACCAGGAUUCUGGCUUUAACACCUGAGCAGAGCAUCAUUAGUUACCUCAGCACCAUCGUAUCAUUGACGUGUACCUGCCCAACAUGGUUCUACCCUGUGGAACUCUUAGAUCUGGAGGAUUAAAUCAUUUUCUCUUGGGGGCAGAACAGAGCUCCAUGGCUAAAAAAGCUGAAGACGUGACGCCGCUCCUCACACAGGUUUUGCAACGAGACGUCUAUCUAGCUGAGGACGUGAAUAUAAUUCGAUCUACAAGCUUCCAGCUGUGGAUCUCGGACCGGCUGCUUUCUUCUCUUCCUUUUCCCUUGUUCUCCAUCAAAUAAAGCUGGUGUCAGAUGAA